CAUUUUCGCAUUACUCUAGCAACAUUCAAUUCUCUUGUUGCACGUUUGAGUAUACACCCAGCUUUUUCAUCUGAUGCACCCAAUGCAACACCAGUUUGGAAACAAAUUGCUAUUGUAUUAUGGCGAUUAGCUAAUAGCUCAGGAAUUCGGGUAUUGGAACAAACUCUUGGUAUAAGUCAGGGAUCAGUAAUUUAUUUUACAGAUCGGUUUUUAAAAACACUGCUGGAUUUGGUAAAGGAACGUAUAAAGUGGCCACAAGGUGCACGGUUAGCAGAAGUAACACAUGGAUUCGAAUAUGGUGAAUCAGGAUUUGAAAAUCGUAAACUACCUAAUGUCAUUAGGGCUAUGGAUGGAACACAUAUACCAAUUCAUCGACCUUCUAAAAAUGGAAUUCGGUUUAUAAAUCACAAAAAUUUUUAUUCUAUUAAUUUGCUUGGCAUUGUUGAUCACCAAGGACAUUUUAUUUUUAUACAUGUGGGAGAAGCGG
Cetraspora pellucida is the source of this 487-nucleotide messenger RNA. The record is from the annotation of a GenBank genome assembly. NCBI's taxonomy places the organism in Eukaryota, Fungi, Glomeromycota, Glomeromycetes, Diversisporales, Gigasporaceae.